AUGUCUUCGGCCGAGGAAUCGCCUGCCCAACAGGCCGCGCGCCUACGCCGCGAACGCCGCGAGGCCAAGAUCAAAGCUGGAGGAAGUGCCCGACUGGAUAAAAUUACGAGUCUGAGCGGACGAACGCCAGCCAGUGCGCACCAAGAUGCUUCUCCUUCUCCCUCCCCUCAACCACGACUUCAGAACGAGCCCGCUCCAAAUCUUCCUGGACAACAACCACAAGCUACGCCCCGACCUACUCCCCCGGCAUCCGACAACCCUGAAUCGAUCCGUGCACAGCAAGAAUACUUGAGAGCCCUACUACGAGCCAACCCGCCCGAGCAGCAAUCGCAGCAGGAGAUCGAUCAAGACCCGGUGAUGAAAAUGUUAAGCUCUAUGCUAGGCGGCAUCCCCGGUGCAGAAAAUACGGCCCCUGGCGCGGGGAUGGCACCUCCAGCUCAGGGUGACUUGGGGGCUAAUGAUUUGAUGUCCGCCCUCGGACUUCCGCCAUUACUUUCUAAGAUGAUCUUCGGAGGAGGGUCUUCGCCACAGACGCCCGCAGAGAGAAACCGCGAAUGGGUAUUGAAAUUACUGCACUCGGUCUUUGCCUUACUCUUAGGAGCCUACCUGGUCAUUCUGGUGAACUCGGCUGUUGCGACUUAUGGGCACAAUCCGCCACCGCCUGCAACAGCACAGAGUCCUUUUGUGAUUUUCGUGACAGUGGAGCUGUUGUUAAGCGCAGCCAGGAUGUUUUGGGGACAGGCUCAACAGGGAACUCUGGCAGUUGGACUGCAGUUUUUUAAGAGUGUCAUGAGGGAUGGCAGUAUCGCUGUUUUUGCCCUCGGGGUUGGAUCAUGGUGGAACGGUGGUUGGCAGGUAUCGGCGAGUCAGUAG
This is a messenger RNA of Talaromyces atroroseus, 873 nucleotides long. RefSeq lists its product as hypothetical. The coding region runs from base 1 to 873 and encodes 290 amino acids. The transcript is spliced from 2 exons. Gene Ontology annotation, biological process: retrograde vesicle-mediated transport, Golgi to endoplasmic reticulum. NCBI's taxonomy places the organism in Eukaryota, Fungi, Ascomycota, Eurotiomycetes, Eurotiales, Trichocomaceae. The record is from RefSeq and is a predicted model, not a curated record.